Molecule: messenger RNA, 1424 nt
Organism: Sorghum bicolor (sorghum)
Lineage: Eukaryota; Viridiplantae; Streptophyta; Magnoliopsida; Poales; Poaceae
Exons: 1
Coding region: 305-1351 (348 amino acids)
Source: RefSeq, a predicted model, not a curated record
UCGCAGUCUGCGACGUCGACGUCGAGUCUGCCGAGGCCAGAGAGACGAAAGCUGAAGCAUGCUGUUAUGUGAUGUGAUCUCCUCCUGUUGAGGGUUUAUUAAUUUUGGUAGGUAGGGGCGUAUGGAUCCGCUCCAAUUCGGAAUCGAUCCAGCAAGUCCUCGACCGACCUGGACUGACUGGAGGACGACAAUAUUUCUCUCUCUAAUUAAUCUCUCUCUAUAUAUAUGGAUGGAUAUUAUAGGCCGGUGAUUGAACAAAAUAGCUGGUUUCUCCUGUCUCGUACGGCAAGCGACGACGUCAGGCAUGGCGGCGGCGGCGGAGCGGAGGCAUGUCCACCUGUGUCUCACCGACCACAGGGACCGGACCUACACGCUGCACUCGGUGGACGUGGAACCCUUGUUCCAAUCGGAGCCGGAGCCGGAGCCGGAGGCCAUGGACGUGGGCGUGCCCCUUCCUCCUCCCGCCGUGCGCUUCCAGGUUCCCCCGCACCCGAGCGGGAUACCCGACGCUACCACCGCCUUGAACUUCCACCUCCUCGGCGGCGACCGGAUCGUGUCCAUCGACGAGCUGCGCCGGACCCUCAUCUGCGACGCCGCCAACGGCGCCAUCCGCGCCGGGCCCACGGUGGGCGCCGAGAAGUACCACACCAUCUCCGCGUCGGUCCCCGCCGGCGACGGCGACGGCGACAACCUGUACGUCCUCGACCACAUCCCUAGCGAGAGGCGCAGCUGCUUCGAGGCCCUCCACUACGUGCCUGACCGCGACGAUUGGUACUGGCACGACCUCCCGCAGCCGCCGUACGUGCAAGACCCCGGGUACGGCGGCUCCCAGGUCCUCUCCCACGCCGUCGCCGGCGCAGCCAUCUGGACGUACGUGGAUGGCGUUGGCACCUACUCCUUCCACACGGCGCGCCGCGCCUGGCGCAAGGAAGGCGACUGGGCGCUCCCGUUCCGCGGCAAGGCGGAGUACGUCCCUGGGUGCAACCUUUGGUUCGGCAUCUCCUCCUCGCCAGACCGCCGCCUCUGCGCCGCGGACCUCAACACCGCCACCGCCUCGUCGCCGCCGGAGGUGCGCGGUGUGUGGGAGGACUUCAGGCCGCCUAGGGAGUGGUUCUGGAACACCUCCGCCAUAGUGCACCUGGGAUGCGGCAGGCUGUGCACCGUCAGGUUCUUCGCCACCGACCCCACUGACAAACGUUGGCGAAAGCGAUGCCCUGUGGCGGUUAUCACCGCCCUCGAGGUACAAGUACAACACGAUGGCGACGGGGCCCAGAGGAUCCAGAUGGUUAGGCGUAGGUCCACCUGUAUCAAGCUCUCCAACUAUAAUGCAUCAGUAUACUGGAUACUCUAGUUAGUAUUUUUUUUCCUAUUGUAUCUCCAACUAUAAUGCAUCCAACUUUAAUGCAGUAGUAUUACUCUCUCCA